AUGGCGGAGAAUACGCGAAUGAAAGAGAUACAAGCCGAACAGAAGAAAGCGAGUGAGUUCAUGGAAGAAGCUAAGGGUAAGUUCGCGCGAAUGGAAAGUCUGUUCGAGAUAGUAUUACAGUCUUUGGAUGAGCUGAAACGAGACAAGAAUCAGGCUGGGUCAGGGUCGACGUCGAUGCACGAACCAUCGGCAACUCAUGAACACUCUGCAAACCCGACGGUUCACACCUUUACAACGGUCACCGGAAGGCAAAUGAAGCUAGAUUUUCCCCGGUUCGACGGAAAGGAUGCUCUGGACUGGAUUUUCAGGGCGGAGCGAUUUUUUAAAUAUUAUGAGAUCCAGGAAUCACAGCGAUUAAUCAUAGCCGCGAUACAUUUCGAUGGAGAAGUUCUACCUUGGUUUCAGAUGCUAGAAAGGUCACAUCGGGUGCCUAUUUGGAAUGCUCUGGUGCAAGCUAUUGAAGAGCAAUUCGGACCCUCGCAAUUCGACAGUGCACGGGGUCAGUUAUUCAAACUGACACAUCAGGGUCCACUGGAAGAUUAUAAUAACAAGUUUAUCGCCUUAUCCAACAGAACUCAGGAAAUACCGGAAGCCGCAUUGUUGGAUUGUUAUCUGGGGGGGUUAAAACCUGAGCUGAAGAAAGAUGUGCUCGUGCAAAGACCCACCAUAGUGCACAAGGCCAUGGCUCUGGCUAGACUAUUCCAUGAUGCGACAGUCUUCGGGUUCACACCAUCUAAAACAAAGACUACCUCGGGCGCCGGGAGAAAUUCAACCAGGAAUUUUAGCGCAUCGUCGACAGGAACCUCCACGAACUACACAGGGGGAAAAGCCAAUUUGCCACCCUUAUUACCUACCCCGAAUAUGCCUCCUAUCAAGAAAAUCACACCAGCAGAGAUGCAAAUUAGAAGAGAGAAGGGAUUAUGUUACACCUGUGAUGAAAAAUUCUCUCCAAGUCACCGUUGCCCGAAUAAACAAUUAAUGAUGCUUCAGUCGGAAGAGGAGGCGCAUGAAGAUUCUAAAUACAUGGUGGGGGAGGAACAGGGAGAGGCAGAAGUGACCCUGCAUCAUUUAUCCCUGUACGCACUGAGAGGGACACACGGUCCUGCCACGAUUCGCUUUAAUGGAUCUAUAUUGGGAACCAACAUGCAGAUCCUGUUAGAUGGAGGAAGCUCGGACACGUUCAUACACCCCAGGAUGGUACAUCAUCUUAAGCUGCCCAUAGAGAUAGCAAAGGAAAUUCGCGUGCUGGGGGGAUUCGGCAGGAUACUCAGAACCAAUGAAACAGUAGUACAAGUACCGGUACAGAUUUGUGGGCACACUCUGGCCAUUACUAUGUACGUGCUGCUGGUAGUAGGAGUGGAUAUGAUCAUGGGAGCAGACUGGUUGGAAACCUUGGGACCACACGUUGCAGAUUAUAGCUCAUCUACCAUCAAAUUUCUCGAGAAUGGCAGUUUUGUAACCCUGAAGGGAUUUCGAGGACCACCAGUGAUUCAAGCACAGUUGCAUCACUUAACCCGAAUCUGUAGUAUGGACUCGAUUGCGGAAUGUUUCAUGCUCAAACCGGUGCAUGCAACAGCCACUACAUCGGAGAGUACCAUUCCGGAUGAUUUGAACGAAGUCUUGGAGCAAUUCAAAACCAUCUUUGACAAGCCCAAUGGCUUACCCCCGGACAGAGGACACAAACACCGAAUAGAGUUGUUACCAGGGGUCAAACCGAUCAAGGUUCGGCCCUAUCGCUACUCGGUAUCCCAGAAGGCAGAGAUUGAACGACUAGUGACAGAACUACUGGAUGAAGGACUCAUUCAACAUAGUCACAGCCCGUUUUCCGCACCGGUGAUUUUAGUUAAAAAGAAAGAUGGUACUUGGAGGUUUUGCGUAGACUAUCGUGCUCUGAACAAUGCUACGGUCAAGGAUGCUUUUCCCAUGCCCAUAGUAGAUGAACUAUUGGAUGAACUGCAUGGCUCUGCCAUUUAUUCCAAGCUGGACUUACGAUCCGGGUACCACCAGAUCCUGAUGCAUGAAGAGGACAUAGAAAAAACAGCUUUCCGCACCCAUCAAGGCCUAUAUGAGUGGAAGGUGAUGCCCUUCGGACUAACGAAUGCCCCAGCAACCUUCCAAGCAUUGAUGAAUUCGAUUUUCCAACCAUUCCUGAGACAAUUUGUGUUGAUAUUCUUCGACGACAUAUUGGUCUAUAGCAACUCCUGGGAGCAGCACUUGGCGCAUCUUAGGGAGGUGUUAGCAACACUACAUAAGCACCGUCUGUUUGAGAAGCGAUCGAAAUGUGCGUUCGGUCAGCGACGAAUAGAAUAUUUGGGGCACAUUGUAUCAGCAAGGGGGGUAGAGAUGGACCCUUCGAAGGUGCAGGCAGUUCAGGACUGGCCGACGCCGACCACAGUCUCGCAGCUUAGGGGAUUCCUCGGAUUGAGUGGGUACUAUCGCCGGUUUAUUCAGGGAUAUGCCCAAUUGGCAGGCCCAUUGACUCAGUUAUUAACUAAAGAUGGGUUCCAUUGGAAUUCAGAAGCCCACGAAGCCUUCAGCAAGUUGAAACAGGCUUUGGUCCAAGCUCCUUUGUUGGCUUUACCUGAUUUUGCUGAACCUUUUGUACUAGAAACGGACGCGUCAGGGAUAGGCAUUGGCGCCAUCUUGAGUCAACGCAACCACCCCAUAGCUUAUUUUUCGAAGAAGCUAUCUCCACGUCGACAGGCACAGUCAACUUAUGUGCGGGAAUUAUAUGCGAUCACAGAGGCCGUAGCGAAAUUUCGACAUUAUUUAUUCAGUCACACUUUCGUGAUUCGAACGGAUCAUGCCAGUCUGAAGCAUAUUGGUGAACAGACCAUUCAAACCCCUGAACAGGAAGCGUGCCUUCCCAAAUUGUUAGGGUACCGUUUCACGAUUGAAUACAAGCCGGGCAAACAGAACCAAGCUGCGGAUGCAUUGUCACGAGCCACAUGCAUGACCUUAGUAAGUAUUCAGGAUGAGUUAAUGAAUGAGAUUUUUCGGCGUGCGGUGACAUCCCCUGCUUUGCAAACCAUUCGGUCUUAA
Neltuma alba is the source of this 3042-nucleotide messenger RNA. RefSeq lists its product as uncharacterized. Lineage: Eukaryota; Viridiplantae; Streptophyta; Magnoliopsida; Fabales; Fabaceae. Bases 1 to 3042 code for a protein of 1013 amino acids. The record is from RefSeq and is a predicted model, not a curated record. The transcript has a single exon.